CUUGAAUAGAAGAAGUAGACAGUAGUAGAAGAUUAUAAGCAUAUUCCUCUUGUUGUUCUAGUUCAUCAAAGCAGUGAUGAUCACUCAAAGAAGCGUGUACGCGUUUGUCUCAUUUAGCAGUUUACCAGGACACAAAUUUGAAUUUUUAAUCGAUCUCCAUUGUCCGACGACGAGGAUCUGAAUGACCUGCUAAAUCGUGCCUUCUUGAGGCAGUACGCUUUCACGGGAACGACUACGCACACCUAGGGAAAAAGAUGGUUCCACCACAUCAGGUUGUGGGUGACACCACGAGUGAAAGCGAGCCUGAACCUUGCGCCGCUGAGAUUUACCUUGGGGUAGCAGGCGAAAGCAAGGGAUCUACGACAGCCUCAGGCUCGGAGGUAGACCUUGUUGCCGGUGGACGUAAUUUAAGACUAGGAACUUCGAUUGACUCUGUUGCUGGUGGACGUAAUUUAAGACUAGGAACUUCGAUUGACUCUGUUGCUGGUGGACGUAGUGUAAGGCUAUCCAUAGGUAGUUGUGCUGGUUCAAUCAUGUUUUUGCAGUGCAUUGAUCAUUGAGGAAAAGUAGGAGCAGUUUACUUCCUUGGAUACUUAUUUCCAAGAAAUGUGUGGGCAAAGGAUGAGUUGUGGUUAUAAUAGAGAGGUCUAAUCCGUGAUGGUGGCGGUAAAAAUGCACAUGUAGCACUCAGCGGAGGAGGUCAAGGUGGUGGUGACGAAGCGCAGGAUGGUGGCACGUCAGAUAAUCUUAUGAUCAGCUGCACUGCCAUGAGAAACAGAAAUAAAUAUUUCUACCUAAGUAAUACGGUAAUAAUACGAAUACGUCCCUUUUCCUGUCAUUUACAAUAAUAAAUGCUCCCUUUCAACAUACAUCCUACUUUCAUACAUCCAGCCGAUUCCUCCGAUGCGGCAGAGAUCUCGGAAGGCGCAGUGUCGGACGUGCCCAUAGAUCAUAGUUCACCUACAAAACCAAUGCGUCGGGAAGAGAUGAUCCAUCACUCUUAUGAAGAAGAUUCUUUCACUUUACUUUCACAACCUUGUCCUGUACUAUCUUCCAAAAAAACUUCUACCCUGUAUACGUUUACGUAACACUACUAGUACUAACAAUGGGUACACUACUACCACAGCUAACACCUCCUUCAGAGUACUUAUGUAGGUGGAACAGCUUAUUUCCUUUUUAUCUCAAUCAUUGCUUUCUGUUCCAACGUCGAUAACGCGUUUUUUGAUUCUCCUUCACCCCUCCUUGAGUCUCUAACCCAGUCUCUACCCAGAGUCGAACUUGCCAUGCAAGACCGGGAUUUUGAUACCGAUGAUGCUGCAAGAGAGGAGGGAUAGGCUUUUACACAACUACGUACCGGAGUUUCUUGAGUACACUCACGAAGCACAACACCAGCAAAUAGGUGCAUCGAGGACUGGAGAUGUUCUGCAUGUGGAAAAGCUACGCGGCAGUGGAGAUGCUCCUGACCAGCAGGGUCAGGACUCUGCUGGAGUGGUAAAGUCAGAGGCAAGCUUGUUUCACUUAUGAGUAAAAGGAACAACGUCGCUUCAAGAUUACAAUUUCACAACUUGGUCUUGGUCCACCCCAUGUCAAAUUUCCUUUUUCAUGAAGCCAGUAUCAGACAAACGUGAUGGAGGAGGUCGUGAAGCAUGAGAACGAAAGACUGGCGUUUCCCGACAAAGCGAUGAAUCGAGUGGUCUAUGAUGCGGUGGAUGCAAGCCCUUUUUACAAGAAAGAGAAAUUAUGUUGAACUACCACUUCGACUUCGUGCAGCAGUAUGCACCGCAUGUAUGGUCUAAACUGAAGGAACAACUACCACUUCGUGCAGCAGUAUGCAUUGAAUCCCAACAUCACUUCUAACAGUUGCGGGUAAAAUCAAGAGUGCAGAACAACCAGACACGAGUGUUCCUGGAUCCAGGAGCGCGACCACUGGCGCAGCAGCAGUUGGUAGUAUAACAACUGAACGAAUUAUGAAAGGAAAAAGUGCACUCACACUCAAGAACUUGGCUAGGAUUCAAGUGGGAAAGUAGCUCCUUUCUUGAGUGUGAGCGCGCUUUUUCUUUUCAUAUGAAUAGCAGGCGAAAGCGACAAGGAAGACGCCAGCACAGGAAACAAGCCUCCAGGAGAGCCUUCAGCUGGUUAUGUCCAGUAAACCUACUUGAUGCUAGAACUAAUUUUCUUCCCGUUCUUCCCCCUGGUGCCAGGGCAACACUCAAGCAAGUUUCUCACUUUCGUCUCAUUCUAUCUUACACUUAGCGAACUAGUUUUCUAUCUUACGCUUAGCGUGUUGUAGUUGUUGUAUAAUCUACAACUGAAUCUACAGGCGUUGUUGACGAUAUGUGAAUCCAGGAGCGGCAGCGCUCACUCUAAUACUUCCAUGAGCAAACGCAAGACGCCGGCACUGCAGUGCCAUCUGUACACCCGAUUCGACAAACCCCUGGUCCACAUCCGUCAUCAUCUUCAGGAGUUACGAUCCUCAUGCUCAUAUAUGAUAAAGGUAAAAAACGUAAACUAAAGGAGACCUGUGAGUCUACUCACAACUCAUGCUCACACCCACGCAUGCUCACAUCGACGCAUGCUCACAUCAGCUCUUACUCUCAUCCACGCAUGCUCACAUCAGCUCUUCAUCACAACAUCACCCAGGUUAUGUGAUACAAACCUGCAUUCAACGGAGAAGAAGUCAUACUGAUACUUCAAACUCGCUAUCUAAUCUUCCAGGAAGACGAGUUGGCUGUGUAACGCAUGAGCUUGAUCCGUUCUAUCGGUUAACGUCGGACACCGACUCCACCCUCGUUUUUGAAAGUACUACGAGCUUUCGUUUCGCAGUAUAUAGCCUGCUCUGAUAUUUCAUAUUUCUUAGAAAAUAGUUAGAUACAGUUAGACUGCUGGAGGUAGACAUAGAGAUAGCCCCGUACUAGUAGAACACCUUGGAGUCGUCCUGCUACAGCCUUAAAACUCUAUUAUUCAGAGAAUUAUUUCGUAUUCUAGCACUUAUAUAUAACGACAGCAUAGUGCAUGUGCAGCUAUUGCUACUUUAUCUCAACAUAUUUCUAUUCGUAUUCCUUUCGCGUUCCACUUCCACGAUCCACAAGUACUACUUCUACAACUUCCUCAUCCAACGGAAUCCCAAACAAGGAAGCCUCUCCUGUUCCACGCAGAUACAUGAACUUGUUAUAUCCACCCGCCGUCUCACUAGGUCGUUUCGAAGGUGGUAAUUUGCGUCGGGUUGUACAAGUGUCAGAAACGGAGUACGAUUUGGUGUUGAAUCCAGACUAUAACACCAUGUCACACGCGCAGUGGUUUUAUUUCCGAGUUACCAAUACACGGAAAGACGUGGAUUAUCGCUUAAACCUCAUCAACAUGGUGAAACCAACGUCAUUGUACAACUUAUGAAGCCACCGUCAAGGAACAUUUUCGAAAUAAUCCCGAAUGUAUCGUAUUUCUUUUUCCUACUACGGCCGUCGUGAACGAUGGUAAGAGGGACAACAGCAUGCAUUCUCCUUUCAAUCUCAAGAUGGCGCCAGCUCUAGGUUUCGUAUUGUCUUUUUGGCUCUUCAGUAGCCAAUGAAGCUUGCUAGUUUUUCUGGCGGGCCCCCACCUAACCUAACGUAACCAAGAAACUCUCUUCUUCAUACACCGAAGGGAUGUGUCCUCUGGUGUACUCUGUGCGCGAUGCUGAAGAACGGGGCGUGGGUUGGAUAAGAGGAGGUCGCGACUGUGCCUACUAUCAAAAUGGAAUCGCAAAAAGGCGUGGCGUAUACUACACCCUGACGUUCCGAAUACAGUUUAACCACGAAAAAGACACCGUUUACAUCGCACAGUGCUACCCCUACAGCUACUCCGACCUACAAUGGGAUUUACAGUUAUGACUGGAGUUGUUACAAUAUGCAAGGAGAUUAUUUUUCUUAAACUCAAUGGGUGAACAAGAUCUGGCUUUAUUUCUUCGUGACUGCUCCAGCUCCACCAACUGCUAUUUUUUCGACUGCGAUUUUUUCGUUCAACCGCAAGUGUGUGGACAACUAGAGCAGGUUCGUCAACUACUUUUAUUUGUACAAGAACUGCAGCCCGAUGAAAGAAAUUCUUCUAUACUACAUCGGGCUGCAGUUCUUGUACAAAUAAACUCUCUCCAUAGUAGGAAGUGAUUUUCUUCCACGGGGAGUGGGAAACUCUUCACCAGUCGUGGGAAAGUGAUUUUCUUCCCACUUCCCACUUCCCCAGUCGUACGAGAAUGUGGGAAACGCUCUCCAUAGUACGACUCACUUCCCACUUCUAAUCCAUGAGAUCGAGGAAGCAAGUCGAGAAAGAAACUGUUUCCGACGGCGAAAGCUUUGCGAAACUCUAGCAGCUAACGCCUGUGACCUCGUGACAAUAACGAAUUUCAACAUAGACUCUAGCUCGGAUUUGCGGAACCGAUUUGGGGUUGUCAUCACCGCUAGAGUGCAUCCCGGAGAAACGAGCGCUAGUUGGGUACUUAUACUUUCAAAGAUAUGUUGUAGUUAGUUGGGUGCUUAAACUUAUACUAUCAAAGAUAUGUUGUAGUUUGAUUGAGGGACGAUAUUAAUGAAAAAACCAUGUGUUUGAACAACAGAUCCAACUUUGGUACACUUGCUGCUCUCUCCUUUCACACAGGUAAUGCUAGGGAUAUUAAAAUUUCUCACUGGACCAAGCGAGGAAGCCAGCAAAUUGAGGGAGAAGUUCGUGUUCAAACUGAUACCGAUGCUGAACCCGGAUGGCGUCAUUGUAGGCAACUACCGUUGCUCCUUGGCUGGGCUGGACUUGAUUAUGAGUUGUUGUGGUCGAGGAGAAAGAGAAGUGUAAGCUGGUCGUGGUGCUGGUUUUCGUGUCACCAAAGCACGCUGGAUUAUAACUAUAGACUUGUAAACUAGAGGGGGCACUCGUGGUCCGCGCCUGUUGCUCUUAAUGAAUGGUUCUGGUAUUUGGUAAUCUGAAUUUGAUCCUAAGGGAAAACAAACCAUACACUUAAGGUAAUUGAUUUCCAAUGUUGGUCUUCCUUGAUCUCGUCACCUGGAUCAUGGUCUCAAUAUAAGUACUAUCUGUCUACACGCCUUCAAUACAUAGUUUUCAGAAGUUGGCACCUGAUGUGCACCUUAAAGAUUUCUAUAAUAAUCAUCAUCUAGUGCUUUGUCUAAUGAAAACCGGAGAUGGCAGGAGCCUUCCCGGAAAUUGAGUCCCACAAUUUUUUUCACGAAAAACCUCAUCAAACGGUUGCUGGAAGAUAGGGAUAUUGCUCUAUUCCUCGACAUUCAUGGCCAUUCGCGAAAAAAGAACAUUUUCAUGUAUGUUAAGGCUGGGUUGUCUUGUUCAUCGGGAUCAUCAUCUAACGAGAAGACGAACGUAGGUUGUAGACAGGAUGAAUGUAAUUAAGUGCUUCGGUUGUAGAUGUAGAUAAAGAGUGAGAGACGACUCUAUAACUGGUACUGUAUGUUCCUGUAGUUCCUUUUGUUAGAUCUUCCAGGAGCCUAUCGAAGCAGUAGCUCGUUCCCCUCCUGAAUCGGAGCCACAUUCUAAUCAUCGAAACAUGCCUAAAGAACAAGAAUUCGGAGUAGAGCGGUUAUUUCCGAAGUUGUUGUCCCAGAGGAGUGACUAUUUCUCUUUCGACGACUGCAACUUCAAACGCGUGAAGGAGAGUACCGCUCGAUGUGUGGUGUACAAAGAGUUCGGCAUCGCAAACAGCUUUACGCUGGAAGCCUCUUUCUGCGGAGCGAAUAUCGGAAAGCUGAAAAACGCACACUUCAAUACGAAACAUUUGGAAUUAUGGCUUUUUACAAGAGAUUGCUACCGCUGUACUUCUAGUCCUUGAAGCGGAGUCUAUCACUCUAAAAAUAAGGUUUGAAGAUCACUCUAAUAGUAAUAAGGUUUUUCACGAACAACAAGCAUUGGUUCAACAUUUGAUAGACUACUUAAUAGAGGUUCUAAUCUUCGACAUUGGUCGAGAUCUUUGCGUCACGCUGCUGGACUACGAGAAUCAGAGUAAAUUGACGCUCUUGGCCAAAGAGCUCGCGCAGUCUGGAAACACAGUGAACUGCUUAAGGCUUGUUCUUGCAUGUCGUUUUCAAUGAAUCAUAUUCAGGUCUUCACCCAAUCAUCCUCGGAGUUGAGCCAGGUGCCGGGGGGCUCGAUGUGCAGGCUUCAAAACCUAACCUAACCACUAUCAAGAGCAUGGACUAUUAUUCCAUAGGAACACCUCACGGACUUCUAUAUUUGCUUCCACAUGGGGUCUAGAUGAAGGAAUUCACCACAAGCUCUAAAGUCUGAUAGCGAUGACAAUUCCGAUGAAGGACCUGUCCUAUCGGAGACGGAGAUGAACGCAUCGCCACCAUUGUUCCUUGGGAGGACAAGUGGACAUACUGGAACUACACCUGCGGGAAAAAUUGGUAUGAGAUACAUCAGAUACUGAUGAAGAGGAUACAGGUAGCGUAUCAGAUAGGUGAUACUGAUCAUCAUGAUACAGUUACAGGUGGCGUAUCAUAGAUAAGGGUGGACGCACAUAAAGAUCUUCUCUACAACUGAGUGGCGUAGUACCUGUAAAGUUUUUUAGACACGUGGUAGUAUAAUGAGGCGUAGAGACGCUGACACAGCAUACAUUGUAGUUUGAGUUACUCGAGAGCCGAACAGAUACCAGACAUAGGUGAAAAAGACAUGCCUCUCAUCGCUUUUGCCCUUACCGUUACCAAAAAAUGGCUUUCCUCUAGAAGAAACUUUUAAAACGAGUACUUCUUCUUCUAUAUUGACACAUAGAUUUACACCUAUAUUGACACAUCUUUCUUUUUGCUGAUUGCUCUAACUCUCGCAACGGCACUAGCCACCUUGCAACGGCCGCAGAGGAGGGAGCUGCUGUAAUAAGACACACGCCAGUAAAGAAAAAGAAAUCCUCUGCAGGAGCAGACGGCUCUACGCGAAGGAGUGCGCAUAAAGGAUCAACCGGUAAAAAAGACAAGCACUUUAUUACGAAACAAGGGUGAUCGACAUCUUUUCUUGUUCAGGUUGAUCGACACCUCUACUAGGGCAGGUUGAUCGACACCUUUUCUAUUCCAGGAUAUGAUUGACACCUCUACAAGAUCAGCAGGCAUCACUCCACCACUUGCAGAAGAGAGAUGAAUCACUUCACUUGAUAAGAUGUGAAUAGGAAUACAAGAACGGCCAAUGCCUCAGACUUGACUCCUUGUAGAUGCAGUGGAGCGCAUCUUCAUCUUGGACUUUGCUUACCCGAUUUGUUCUCACUUUGUUCAUGUUCUGUGUAUUCAACAGCAGGUCAUCGCCAUAGCUAGAGAAAGACAUAAAAUAUUUUACCACGACUAUGCUGAUCAAAAUCACUCAUAGAUGUCAUGACUAAAAGAAUACAGGUUAGCUGCACAUGCACUUACUCAGAAAGUAUUGAGAAUAAAGCUAUGGAACAUGAUCAUGAAGAUCUUAAAACUGUUAUGAACAACCAGAUAGUGACACCUUCGACCAUGAUAAGUAGUAUUCAGUUCCUAACGUCGCCUAAAUUGUUUUGAUUUUUUCUUAUAAUUGGUAGUAAAUUUAUCCGCUUCAGCUUCUUUUGUGGUCUUCUGAAGAUAUUCACAGUUUUUAUUCCCACUCUUACAACAUACACAUAGAACAAGGUUGUACCAAUCUUCUACAUUUCAGUUCCGAGUUUCCGUUUCGCUGUGAAGCACGACACUUCCAAGGCAGUGCGCAAAGAAAAUUUUGCAACCAAAGGAUCAAUUAUGUUGUGACCUCGACUGCCACCUCUAACUAUAUCUACUCCCAAUGUCAUCUGUUAAUGUCUCUGAAAAAUGUCAAUUAUUUUUCCUCGCAAAUGCUUUGUUGACCAGUACUAUUUACUUCAAUCAUCUUCUAGCUGAUAAAAUCGCCUGACUAACUACACAUGUCUCUGGAGGUAACUUACCUGUGUUAAGAAAAAACGUUAACCCUGUGGUAAGAAAAAACGACACGUCAUUCUCAUCGUCGUCCUACAAAUUCUAUGAUAAUAUGCGGAAUGAAAAUGAAUAAUGUCAGAGAACUAUGAGGAAAGAAUAAGAAAUAGAAAAGAAGCUUCUCGGGUUGUCAGUGUCGGUGUUGCC
Amoebophrya sp. A25 is the source of this 8084-nucleotide messenger RNA. The record is from the annotation of a GenBank genome assembly. NCBI's taxonomy places the organism in Eukaryota, Dinophyceae, Syndiniales, Amoebophryaceae.